Messenger RNA from Tribolium madens (black flour beetle), 1756 nucleotides. RefSeq names its product probable maleylacetoacetate isomerase 2. NCBI's taxonomy places the organism in Eukaryota, Metazoa, Arthropoda, Insecta, Coleoptera, Tenebrionidae. Gene Ontology annotation, biological process: glutathione metabolic process; L-phenylalanine catabolic process. The transcript has 5 exons. Gene Ontology annotation, cellular component: mitochondrion; cytoplasm. Gene Ontology annotation, molecular function: maleylacetoacetate isomerase activity; glutathione transferase activity. The record is from RefSeq and is a predicted model, not a curated record. The coding region runs from base 982 to 1659 and encodes 225 amino acids.
AAUGAUAUUCUAUGAUAACUGAAGUUUUCGCACUAUGAAUGAAAUAAGUGAGGUUAGAGCGGGUUCAUUGACCUAUUUUUACAAAAUUUUGAAUGAUUUUUGUUAAGAUGUGCACAUGCGUACAUUUUUACUCACCCUUGCCUCAUUUACUCGUAAUAAACUUAAAAAUGAAUUUCUUUUUCUUUCUAUUCAACAUUUCAGGCUUACUCCCUAUAAAAAUAAAAACCAUAAUUAUCGUUAUUAGUGUAAAAAAAAUUCUAAUUUGCGUUUAUAAUACGUUUAUUAACGUCUCCAGUAGAAGUCGUUUAUGGCUAUCUAUAAAAGCACACUGUAAGGGGGCAAAUUAGACUUUUUUUUUACUAUUAUUUCAUGCUGUUUCAAGAAAAUUUGACAAAAAAUGGAUUUGAUGUUUUAUUGUGUCAAAAACCACAAUCCGGUGUUGCUUGAUUAAUUUACUGGUACCUAUUUAAUUGCUUAAAUUAAAUAAAAAAAUACUCCUAACAAAUGGAACACUUUCUUAGAAAUAUAAAUCCGACAAUUUUAAUUUUGUUUUGAAUCAACAGCUUAAGCCUGCUGUGUUAUAAUUUUUUUUAUCUAAAGAGUAAUUUUUAUAAGCUUAGCAUUUUGUUCAUAUUGACUCUUGGUCUUUAGAAUCACAAGAUUUUUUAUGUUACUAAGCUAGUUUUGUGCAAAAAAAAAAGUGCAUGUUCACUCGAUUAGCAUCUACAAAACGCUGAAUCAUGUUGUUUAUCCAACUUUUUAGAUACAUCUUAUUAAAAUUCGUUAUUAAAAUGCGUGCGAAAACCAGUUAAAUAGCGAAGGGUUUGCGCUUUCAAUAGAACAAGUUUGCAAAUAAACCAGUCGCACACAAUCAACUCAUUGUAGGGUUGCUGUAAAGCAGUCGCUGAUUUCAGUUUUUGAGCACGCUUCGUACGAUCGAUUCAUUUCUAUGUAUCUCUAAACGAAAUUAAAAUAACGAAAAUGUCUGGUAAGCCUCUUUUAUAUUCAUAUUGGCGAAGUUCGUGCUCGUGGAGAGUUCGAAUAGCUCUAAAUUUAAAAGAAAUUCCCUACGACAUCAAACCCGUAUCUCUCAUCAAAACCGGGGGUGAGCAACAUACAAAUGAGUUCAGAGAAAUCAACCCCAUGGAACAAGUGCCUGCUCUUCACAUCGAUGGUGUCACUUUGGUGGAAUCCUUAAGCAUAUUAGCUUAUUUAGAAGAAACGAGGCCCCAAAGGCCAUUGCUGCCACACGACGUGGUCAAACGUGCAAAGGUCCGUGAAAUUUGCGAAGUAAUUGCCUCAGGAAUCCAGCCUUUGCAAAAUCUCGUCGUUCUUAUUCACGUCGGGGAAGAAAAAAAGAACGAAUGGGCUCAACACUGGAUUAAUCGGGGGUUCAGAGCUGUGGAAAAGUUACUUUCGGCCAGUGCGGGGAAAUACUGCGUCGGGGAUGAAAUCACUCAGGCGGAUUGUUGUUUAAUACCACAAGUUUUCAACGCGAGAAGGUUUCACGUGGACCUACGACCGUUUCCAAUUAUUUUAAGGAUUGAUAGGGAAUUGGAAAACCAUCCGGCGUUCCGAGCGGCUCAUCCGAGUAAUCAACCAGACUGUCCUCCUGAAAUUGCUAAUACAAAUUGUUUCAGCCCUGAUCCUUACGUUUGAUUUGAUUUUGGUAGGUUUUAUGCAUUUGUUGGCGUUUGUAAAAAUUCUAGAUUUGAUAUUUUUUAAUGCUUUUUAAUAAAUGUGUUUUGCAAAAUAA